AUGGGGCGAAAAGCACGCCAGGGCAUUCCUGACGACUUGGUUAUCGAGAUCCGAGAUGCAGCGCCGGACGUUGACAGCUUGGAUAGUGCUAGCAGUACCGACAGCGUCGAUAGUGUCAGCAGUAUGAGCAGUGUCGGCAGCAUUGAUAGCCCAAACAAUGCCGAAGGGACCAACAGCACGACAGCGUCACUGUUGACCCCUAUUCCAUCUGCCACCGCCACGAAUGAUACCUUGACCAAUAAGGCCAAACAGUCCGACUCUGGUCAAGUCGGUGUGCAUAUUGCCCUUCCCGUCGUGUUGUCUGUCGGCGUGACGGGUGCCCUGCUCUUCUUCCUGUGGCGAUGGUACAAGAGGUGCCACCCCGACAAGAGCAGCGGUAUCGACCAGGCUACUCUCGCCGGAGGCGCUGCUCCCAUGGGACAACAUGACCAGACACGCUUCCGCAGCGACGAAAGCGUCAUGGCCGAUCUCAUGGACGCUGCAUAUGCCGCUGAGAAUGGCGGCUUGCGGAAUAGCCAGAUGACCAGGCCCAGGCCCAAUGGGGUUUUCGCAGACGAAAAGAUGACGGCCAGACAUCAGAUACGCCAGAUGGACGGCCCGCAGGCAUCACUCUCGCCCAGGACCCGUGGGCCUGUAUUCAGCUGGUUGGGUGGCGUGCGAUCAGGGGCCCCGACAGUUCGAGGCAGUGUGGCCGUGCCGCAAAGUGUUGUCUCGUCCGACCGGUCUACCAUUGCGGCCUGGCCUCGCAAUCUGGAACCGACGAACUACCCAAUCAGAUAUAUGGAGCAAGAGAGAAUACGGCCCUCCUCGCCAGCCCAGACGGCCAUCACACAAAAUGCGAGUGCCCAUACCGAAAGCAGUUGGAACACUUGGGGCGUCGAGCAGUAUAGACCAUCUGAGAAGAAAAAAGGGCUCCUGGGAAGGCUGAAGGCAGGCCUGACUGGCUCACUGUGA
Grosmannia clavigera kw1407 is the source of this 954-nucleotide messenger RNA. RefSeq lists its product as uncharacterized. Lineage: Eukaryota; Fungi; Ascomycota; Sordariomycetes; Ophiostomatales; Ophiostomataceae. The coding region runs from base 1 to 954 and encodes 317 amino acids. The record is from RefSeq and is a predicted model, not a curated record. The transcript is spliced from 4 exons.